Candida dubliniensis CD36 is the source of this 1353-nucleotide messenger RNA. RefSeq lists its product as uncharacterized. Gene Ontology annotation, molecular function: protein binding. NCBI's taxonomy places the organism in Eukaryota, Fungi, Ascomycota, Pichiomycetes, Serinales, Debaryomycetaceae. The record is from RefSeq and is a predicted model, not a curated record. The transcript has a single exon. Bases 1 to 1353 code for a protein of 450 amino acids.
AUGUUGAAGUACCAAUUAAUUGGGAAAAAGGGUAGAUUCUUUUCUAAGAAGAAAGUCCAUGAAUAUCCGCUUAAGCAUCUCCAUUCAUUGCCGUUGGAGAUACUACUUGAGGUUUUUCGUCAUUUUGUCGAUGAUUACCAGACAUUGAGAAGUGUGGCAUUGUGUUGUAAAAAGUUUAACCAUAUUGUCAACAAACACCUAUUAUACAAUCUGAUUGUUUUCAGAAACCCAAAAAAGUUUUACCAGUUUGCCACUAUUCAUCUACUAGCAGAUAUAAGCAACAAAAUCAAUUUUUUAAACACCAUUGAGUUUAUCAACCCGCAAAUUAAAGAUUCAGAAAACACCAAACUAAAUAUAGCAGGGAGCUAUGCUGUUGAGUCGAAAGUAAGGGCAAUGGAUCAGCUCAAUUAUACAGAGUUUAUUUUGUCGUUGUCAAACUUGUUUACACAUGCCUUUGGGUUGAAGUGUGUUAUUUUUAGUGAGAUUUCCCCGUCGUUUGGGUUCCCGAUGGAGUACAAGUCGAGUAGCAGCAAUAUCUUUAAACGCAGGACACCGAAAACGAAAAACCGACGAUUGCGUAAGCUAGUGUUGAAGACGCAAUCUGGGUGGUCGAUACCGUUUCGUAAUACCCACUUGUCCCUUAUAGCUGAGUAUUUUGAUGUGGUUGACGAAUUGUGUUUGGUUAAUUUUAUCAUUGAUAACCCAAUAACGUUAAAGGAUCUACGGAUAAAUAAACUACAUUUUGAAUCGUGUAUCUAUCCAUUUAAGAAGGGAACGAAACGAGAGUGUCCGAUAUUUGCCAAUGUUUCGGAACUAGAACUUUCCAAAAUAGCCAAUAGCACGGAGUUGUCGUUGAUUGAUUUGGUUAAGGUCAAGAAUGAGGUAUUGCAUUAUUUGACGUUGGAUAUUGGGUCAAAUAUUUUUUACAGCAAUCUGGAAUUCAAGUUUGGCAAGUACAAUCCGUUUUUCCAAUUGUUGUGUUCUGGGAUUGGAGGGUACUCGAGGUUGGACACAUUAAAAUUGACGAAUUUUGAAUUGUUUGAUUACUUGCGACACGAUGAUGUGCAUAAAGAUGUUGAUUCGUGGAUAGAGCCGCCUACGGAUAAUUUUGAAACGUUUAUGGAGUACACGUCGCAGAUCGCCCACUUGAUUAUUGUGCUACGAAAAUUCCCAUCAAGAGUCAAGACGUGUGUCAAAUGUGGGUUCAAAGAGCAGCAACUGGAUAAGAAUAUUGAGUCAUUGACGUAUGAUGAGUGGAAGAUAUUUCUUAGUCCGUUGGAGUUAAAUCCUAAGAAUACACUACAGAUAUUUCGACAUGAUUAUAGAUUACUAUACACAAAAUCAAGGUAUUAA